UGGCGCGUUCCAUUUACCUCAGAACUUGGAGAUUACGUCAUCAUUCAGUUCCCGGUAGUUUGAGGAAAAGCAAAACAUGGACGCCCGCAGUAAAGUCGUUGUCGCUGUUGCUCUGUUGGAGCUGAAAAAGUUGCAAGAAAGAUACGCAGACUGUCUGUCGGCUGUCAUGAUGAAUGCAUCGGAGGAGGACGAGAGGCGCAGAAGGUUACUGAUAACCGCUGCGCUGCGGGCGAGAGGGCAAAUCGUCCUGAAGGCCGGAGGUCAGUGGGAGGCGAUGCUCAACGCGGACGACGACGCCUUCAGGCGCCACUUCGGACUCAGCAAGCCUCAGUUUACAUCCCUGCUGAGCCGGCUGCAGGAGAGAGGAGUAGCCAAGGAGCACAGUCAGGGUCUGCCUCCAGUCCCUGCGUCCAAACGGGUCCUGAUGUUCCUCUGGUACAUGGCCAACCAGAACAGCUUCAGGGAGAUGUCGCACAGGUUCGACGUGUCGCCGUCGUCGGCGCACCGGAUCGUCCUCGGCGUGCUCGCCGGCGUCUGCGCCAUGGGGCCGACGUUCGUCUCCUGGCCCGCCGCGGGCGACAGGGCUUCGUCCGCCGCCGCCUUCCAGCGCGUCUGCGGCCUCGGCGGCGUCAUCGGCGCCGUCGACGGCUGUCACGUUCGGGUGCAGAGGCCCGCGGUGCGAGGCGGGGACUACAUGAACGGCAGGUGCUUCUACUCCGUCCUCCUCCAGGCCAUCGUAGACGAGAGGGGCCGCUUCCUGGACGUGUUCGCCGGGCCGCCCGGGCGCCUUGGCGACGCACGGAUGCUGCGGGCGUCCAGCUUCUACGACGCGCGGCAGGAGAUGCUGGGCGAGUACAGGCUGCUGGGGGACAGCGCCUACUUUGAUCAGGGCUUCCCGUUUAUCGUGGCCUGUAAACCCGACGACGGGGCGCUGAGCGAAGCCGAGCUGCAGCAGAACCGCCGGAUCAGCCGGGGAAGGGCGGUGGUGGACCAAGCGUUGGGACGGUUGAAGUGCCGGUGGAGGCGUCUCCGUGAUCUGCAGAACACGAGGCUGGACGCCGUGGUGAUGGUGGUGCUGGCGGCCUGCUUUCUGCACAACGUCUGCGCCGAGGCUUCAGAGACGUGUCCCGAUCACCCACACGGCUGCCCGAGGGAGGAGGAUGGAAACGAGUGAAAAACCUCCAGGAUGAAACUGUUUUCUGCUAGAGAACGUCCGUUUUUGUUUUUGGUGUUUCAAACUUUUUCCAGGAGUGAAUGAUUCUUCUGCAAUGCACAAAAAUAUAAACUAAAAUUAUGUUACAAUUUCUUGAAAUGAGUGCAUAUGUUCUUGAUCUGAGAUGGUAAAUAAGAGGAUUUUACCCCUAAAAUUAGAUAAUUAUAUAUACUGAUUUUUCGAUUGCAAUGCAAAUUGUAAUUGACAAUAAAAUUUGAUUGAUUGAUUGAUUGAUACUG
Fundulus heteroclitus (mummichog) is the source of this 1452-nucleotide messenger RNA. Its product is annotated as protein ALP1-like. The record is from RefSeq and is a predicted model, not a curated record. The transcript has 2 exons. The coding region runs from base 77 to 1174 and encodes 365 amino acids. NCBI's taxonomy places the organism in Eukaryota, Metazoa, Chordata, Actinopteri, Cyprinodontiformes, Fundulidae.